Messenger RNA from Loxodonta africana (African savanna elephant), 861 nucleotides. RefSeq names its product PILR alpha associated neural protein (gene PIANP). The transcript is spliced from 5 exons. The coding region runs from base 1 to 861 and encodes 286 amino acids. The record is from RefSeq and is a predicted model, not a curated record. Gene Ontology annotation, biological process: regulation of immune response. Gene Ontology annotation, cellular component: membrane. Lineage: Eukaryota; Metazoa; Chordata; Mammalia; Proboscidea; Elephantidae.
AUGGAAUCUAGGAUGUGGCCUGCAGUGCUGCUGUCCCACCUCCUCCCUCUCUGGCCACUGCUGUUGCUGCCCCUCCUGCUGCCUGCUCAGGGCUCUUCCUCCUCCUCCUCCCCUCGAACCCCACCAGUCCCAGCCCGUCCCCCAUGUGCCCGGGGAGGCCCCUCGGCCCCACGCCACGUAUGUGUGUGGGAGCGGGCACCCCCACCAAGCAGAUCCCCUCGAGUCCCAAGAUCACGCCGGCAAGUUCUGCCAGGCACUGCGCCCCCUGCCACCCCAUCAGGCUUUGAGGAGGGGCCACCUUCUUCUCAGUACCCUUGGGCUAUCGUAUGGGGCCCCACAGUGUCUCGAGAGGAUGGGGGGGACCCCAAUUCUGCCAAUCCUGGAUUUCUGCCCCUGGACUAUGGUUUUGCAGCCCCUCAUGGGCUGGCUACCCCACACCCCAACUCAGACUCCAUGAGGGAUAAUGCAGAUGGGCUUAUCCUUGGAGAAGCACCUGCUACCCUGCGGCCAUUCCUGUUUGGGGGCCGUGGGGAAGGUGUGGACCCCCAGCUCUAUGUCACAAUUACCAUCUCCGUCAUCAUUGUUCUUGUGGCCACGGGCAUCAUCUUCAAGUUCUGCUGGGACCGAAGCCAGAAGCGGCGUAGGCCCUCGGGCCAGCAAGGCUCCUUGAGGCAAGAAGAGAGCCAGCAGCCGCUGACAGACCUGUCCCCAGCUGGAGUCACUGUGCUGGGGGCCUUCGGGGACUCGCCGACCCCCACCCCUGACCAUGAGGAGCCCCGAGGGGGACCCCGACCUGGGAUGCCCCAGCCCAAGGGGGCUCCAGCCUUCCAGUUGAACCGGAUUCCCCUGGUGAAUCUGUGA